This is a messenger RNA of Formica exsecta, 2856 nucleotides long. It is a transcript of the gene Mer, whose product is annotated as merlin. Gene Ontology annotation, cellular component: filopodium; cytoskeleton; apical part of cell. Lineage: Eukaryota; Metazoa; Arthropoda; Insecta; Hymenoptera; Formicidae. Gene Ontology annotation, molecular function: actin binding; cell adhesion molecule binding. The record is from RefSeq and is a predicted model, not a curated record. The transcript is spliced from 8 exons. Bases 480 to 2417 code for a protein of 645 amino acids. Gene Ontology annotation, biological process: regulation of cell shape; positive regulation of early endosome to late endosome transport; positive regulation of protein localization to early endosome.
CGCCAAACCGGAUCGAUUGUAGGAAAGAGAUGCAGGAAUUGACAGGAAUUUCGUGCAAUUCCGCGGAAUAACUGGCGGCUCAAACGGCAAACCUACAUACGCAUGUGUAUUUGUGUUACAUUCGAAAAACAUCAAAUGUGCGAUCAUGUGUGAAAUUAGCGAGUCAGGCAGGACGUGAACACGCGCGCGAGGAAGAAUAUCAGACGUUUGAACGAGCUGUCACGAUUUUAGACAUUCGCUAUUACGUCCGGGAUUACGCGGGGCGGGAGAGGACAUGCGUCGUGAGAGAUAGAGAUAUGUAAGGUUAUUCGAUUCGUUCGCUCACAAUUCGUCGCGUUGUUCGACGGACGAAAUCGCGAAAAAAAAUGUCGCUGCUACGUCGAAAUGUUAUUUAAAAUCGGCGCGAGCUCUGAUCAGUCGCGACAAGCGAUCGGCAACAUGUCCUUCGCGAUGCCGUGCGAAAACAACGAAAAGUGAAGAUGUCACCGUUUCGCAGGAAGAAAUCUGGGAGAUCCUUCCCCGUGAAAGUCUGCACCCUGGAUGCGGAGCUCGAAUUCAAUCUGGAGUGGAGAUCGACAGGUAGGGAUCUUUUCGACCUGGUGUGCCGCACGAUAGGGUUGAGAGAAACGUGGUACUUUGGACUCCAGUACGAAGACUCGAAGGGUUUUAUCUCUUGGCUAAAAUUAGAUAAGAAAGUACAGGAUCAGGGUAUUUCCCAGCAACCAACGACACCGUUCAUGUUUCUGGCGAAAUUUUAUCCUGAGGACGUGGCCGAAGAACUUGUGCAAGAAGUGACUCAACAUUUGUUCUUCUUACAAGUGAAGCAAGCUAUACUAUCUAUGGACAUUUAUUGCCCACCGGAGGCUUCCGUGUUACUUGCUUCCUAUGCUGUCCAAGCAAAGUAUGGUGAUUACGAUGAAGUUUUAUAUCGCCCUGGAAUGCUUGCCAGCGAGGACUUGCUUCCACAGAGAGUUAUAGAUCAGUACCAAAUGACUCCAGAAAUGUGGGAGGACAGGAUAAAGAUUUGGUACGCCGAUCAUCGUGGCAUGUCUCGGGACGAAGCAGAAAUGGAAUAUCUUAAGAUUACUCAAGAUCUCGAUAUGUAUGGUGUAAAUUAUUUUCCUAUUAGUAAUAAGAAGGAGACAGAUCUUUGGCUUGGAGUAACAGCACUGGGAUUGAAUAUCUAUGAGAAGGAAAACAAACUAGCACCGAAGACUACAUUUCAAUGGUCGGAAAUUCGUCACAUCAGCUUCGAUGACAAGAAGUUUGUAAUCAAAACCGUGGAGAAAACGUCACCAAACUUCGUGUUCUUCUCGCAGAAAGUUCGCAUGAACAAAUUGGUAAAGAAACAGUCAGAUGUUGCCAGCUGGGUGAAGAAUUUGAUAGCUUUAGGGUUGGACGAACAUAAUAGUGACAAAGCUGCUCACAUAUUAUUUGUUAAGAUCCUGGACCUGUGUAUUGGCAACCACGAUCUGUACAUGAGGAGGCGCAAACCGGACUCCAGGGAGGUUCAGCAGAUGAAAGCGCAGGCCAAGGAAGAAAAAUCCAGGAGACAAAUUGAGAGAAACAAAUUAGCACGAGAAAAACAAUUGAGAGAAGCAGCGGAGAGGGAAAAGGCUGCGAUGGAGCAUCGACUUUUACAAUACCAAGAGGAAAUACGUCUUGCAAAUGAAGCUCUUGUAAGAUAUGAUUGUAUAUAUAGAAGAUCUGAAGAGACUGCAGAUCUUUUAGCUGAGAAAAGCCGCGUAGCCGAAGAAGAAGCGAUGCUUCUAAGUCAGAAAGCAUCAGAAGCCGAACAAGAGAUUACGCGCAUACGGCUGAAUAAUAUGAAGACUGAAGAAGAGAAGGUCCACUUAGAACGAAAGACCAGAGAGGCUGAAUUAUUAACAGAAAGACUGGUCCAAGAGUCGGAACGCAGAGCUGCUGAGGCGGAAAGAUUAAAGGACGAGCUGUUACGUGCAAGAGUCGCCGAGAAAGAAGCUAAAGAAAAACUACUGGAGUUUCUCAGUAGAAAUGCCUACAUACCCGCUACCAUAACUCCUGUGCCAAAUCUAUUUCCCUCGACGCAAGUGCUUCCAUCAGAUCUACAAGCAGAUCUUCAAACUCUGCAGUUGGACGCAGAACCUCUACCACCUGAUUUAACAUCUUAUGAUCUUAUUGGCGACGGAGAUGUCGAUCAACUUUCAUUAGAGAUUGAAAAGGAACGGAGCGAUUAUUGGGAGAAAAGUAAGAACUUGCAGGAACAGCUACGGGAGUUACGUUCCGAAAUUGAAGUUUUGAAAGUCGGUGAGAAGCAGUGCGAAUUAGAUCAACUGCACGAGGAGCAAGUCCGACUCGGUGAGAAUAAGUACAGCACACUGAAAAAGGUGAAAUCCGGAUCUACUAAAGCUAGAGUCGCCUUCUUUGAAGAAUUGUAGUUUUUGCAAAAAACAGAUGUUGAUAGACACCCAUUGAAUGUAUGACUAGUAGUCAUAUAGCUAGUAAUUGAAUUUUGAAAAAUACGAUUAUAUAGACAUACGUACAUAUGUAAUACUCAAAAAUGUGCUAUAUCACAGAGUGUUCCAUCACAGCUGCAUCAAAUUAUACUGUCACAUUUCUCAACGAAUUUAAAUUUUUUAACAAAAACUUGGAAAAAAUCUUUUAUUAAUAUAAAAAUUAAAUAUUGAAUUUACAUAUUACAAAUAACAAAACAUUCCAGUAUAAAUAUAUGAGCGACAAAAAUAUUGAGAGCAAGUGAUAGGAAUCUAAGGGUGCUUUCCAGCAACGUACACAGGCGACACUGUGUAACACAGUGUACGACUCAGUGCUUUCCAACUACGACACAAGUCGACACAAUCAUACACAGCUAAAAUGAUG